AUGGUUCUGGUGAUUCGCCUCCUCUUCCUUGCUGGCUCACCUUCUCCUGAAGAUGCUCUUGAUACCUUAUAUCAUUACCCAGACUGCAUUCGUCAUCCUCCUGCUCAGUAUGCACUUUCUCUUUCCUCUACCUACUCCCAAGAGUUCCAGGACUAUGGCAUUGACUAUGAGGAGACAUUUGCUGAUGUAGCGAAGUUGACUACUGUUCAUAUUUUUUUCACUAUUGCAGCUGCUCAUCACUGGCCACUUUAUCAGUUAGAUGUGACUAAUGUCUUCUUACAUGAGGAUCUUUCUGAGGAUGCUCUUCACACUUGGUUUGAACAAUUUCGCAGUGUGGUCCUUGCUCUUGGUUUCACUAAGAGCUCUCCUAAUUAUACCUUCUUCACUCGGCAGAUUCCUCAAGGCCUCACUAUUCUUCUUCUUUAUGUUGACGAUAUGGUCAUUUCUGGUGAUGAUGUUGAUACUAUUCUUUCUCUAAAACAGCGGUUACACACCGAGUUUCAGAUGAAAGGCCUUGGACCUCUUCGUUACUUUUUGAGUCUUAAGAUAAAAGAAGCUAACUAUACUCGGCUUUGUGAGACCAAAAGCAUUCUGACAGUGAACGGGCAGUUUCCGGGGCCAACAAUAUAUGCUGGCAAAGGUGACAAAGUCACUGUCAAGGUUGUUAACCAUGCGGAAUACAACAUCACAUUACACUGGCAUGGAGUUGAUCAGCCAAGAAACCCUUGGCACGAUGGUCCUGCGUACAUCACACAGUGCCCGGUCCCCCCUGGCAGUGAGUUCACCUAUGAUAUCAUUCUCUCUGAAGAGGAAGGCACCAUGUGGUGGCAUGCACACAGUGACUGGGACAGGGCUACUGUCCAUGGCGCCAUCUUCGUCUACCCAAAGCUUGGCUCAUCCUUUCCCUUCGCCAAACCCCACAAGGAGAUUCCCAUCAUACUCGGAGAGUGGUGGAAAGGUAAUGUGAGUCAAGUAUUGGUCGAUGCACUACGAGCCGGAAAUGAUCCAAACAUCUCUGAUGCCUACACCAUCAAUGGUCAACCAGGAGAUCUCUAUGUUUGCUCCAAGCCAGAGACCUUCAUUGCACAAAUUGAGCAUGGCAAGACUUACCUCCUCCGUGUCAUCAAUGCGGCUGUCAACAAUGAACUCUUCUUUGCCGUUGCUGGACACCGACUCACAGUGGUGGGGACUGAUGCAAGAUAUACCAAGCCAUUUGACACAGACUUCAUCAUGAUCACCCCCGGCCAAACAAUGGACCUGUUGAUUGAGGCCAAUCGACCACUCAAUGCAUCAUCAUCAUCAUCCAACAACCGCUACUACAUGGCAGCUAAGCCUUAUGCAAGUGCACUCGGAGUGAAAUAUGAUGAUACUACCACCACUGCUAUCUUAGAGUAUAUCACUCCUCCAAGAAACAUGACAAACAUAGACUCAUCACCAGUUUUUCCAUCUCUUCCAGCUAAUAAUGAUACAGAUGCCCCCACCACGUUCACUGCCCAGCUCCGGAGCCUGGCGAGUGAAGACCACCCGAUUGAUGUCCCGCAGACCAUUGAUAAACGGGUGAUCAUAGCAGUAGCGAUGAAUGUAUUGCCAUGCAAUGAGAAUAAUACAUGCCUUGGUCCUUUUGGCAAUAGGAUUUCAGCCAGCCUCAAUAACAUAAGCUUUGAAACCCCAACUAUAGAUAUACUAGAUGCUUACUACCAUCAAAUUUUAAGGGUUUAUGGAGAAGGAUUUCCUUCUGAGCCUCCACUCAUUUAUAAUUUCACGGGUAAUAACUUGCCGAGAUUCUUAUUGACACCAAAGAAAGCGACGGAGGUGAUGAUGGUGGAGUACAACACAAGCAUAGAGGUGGUGUUCCAGGGGACUAACCAAUUGGCUGCAGAGAACCACCCCAUGCAUUUGCAUGGCCAAAGUUUCUAUGUUGUUGGGAGGGGCUUUGGAAACUUUGACAAGGAAAAGGAUCCUCAGGGUUACAAUCUUGUCGACCCUCCCAUGGAGAACACUGUAGGCAUUCCAAAGAGUGGAUGGGCUGCUGUAAGGUUUCGAGCCAAUAAUCCUGGUGUUUGGUUCAUGCAUUGCCAUUUGGAACGUCAUCUUACGUGGGGGAUGGACACUGUGCUCAUUGUAAAAAAUGGCAGGACACCUGAGUCUAAAAUUCUAUCUCGCCCAAUGAACAUGCCCCAAUGUUAA
Molecule: messenger RNA, 2187 nt
Organism: Dioscorea cayenensis subsp. rotundata (Guinea yam)
Lineage: Eukaryota; Viridiplantae; Streptophyta; Magnoliopsida; Dioscoreales; Dioscoreaceae
Product: putative laccase-9
Exons: 8
Coding region: 1-2187 (728 amino acids)
Biological process (GO): lignin catabolic process
Cellular component (GO): apoplast
Molecular function (GO): copper ion binding; hydroquinone:oxygen oxidoreductase activity
Source: RefSeq, a predicted model, not a curated record